AUGGGUCUCGAGCGCGGUGCUCUCUGGGUCGCUACGACGGCUUCGGCUUUUGCGCUAAUUGGAUGCCUGGCUUUUGCCGGCUACAUGUUCAACGACAUCAACGAAUGGCGCACAACCAGCCAGCAUGACCUUAGAGAGUUCCGUCUCGCCGCCAAUGAGGCUUGGACGGAAAUGCACGGCGGACGCGCCGGACACUCCGCUCACCGCAAGGCACCCAUUCACGGACUAUUCCGCAGGGAGAAGCGUCAGGCUCAAUGCAACUGCGGCGCCCAGCCCAACAACUGCCCUCGUGGACCACCCGGACCCCCCGGACAGGCUGGACAUCCCGGUGAGGAUGGACACCCUGGAGAGCACGGACAGGACGGACAGCAAGGCAUUUCUCAGCUGUCCUCGAUGACUUCUGCCACCCCAAUGACAUCAUCAGAUAUUGCCUAUUCGCAAUUUCAUCUUCGCCAAUGUGUCAGCCAACUUCUUCGAUCGAGCCGUCGAUAUCCCGAUCAAUAUGACCUCUACUGUGAAUUGAACGAACAGUACAAUGAGAUACUCUUUGCAGCUGAUACUCUCGUCAAAUAUAUCUUGCAACUGAACGAAUGGAUUAUCGUCUCGAAUGAAGACGACGAAAUUGCUGAAGGCCAAGCAGUUGAUGCACAAAUUGGCGCGAUCGUGUAUCUAUCCCGAUAUGCAUGCCAACCUAUGGGCCAAACUCGGAAUCUGACCAUCAAUGCUUGCAGUCGAUUGAUCGCCCGGGUUCAGCAGGAUAUCGACAAUAUCAAGAGCCAUCCAAUGCUAAUGAUGAGCUACAUCUACACAAAGAUCGAAAAAGACAUUGACGACAUUCUGCAGCAGACCAAGUAUUUUAUGGACACCAUCGACACCUACUACUAUAUUGAA
Messenger RNA from Mesorhabditis spiculigera, 891 nucleotides. NCBI's taxonomy places the organism in Eukaryota, Metazoa, Nematoda, Chromadorea, Rhabditida, Rhabditidae. The record is from the annotation of a GenBank genome assembly.